AUGGUUAUUCCAUACAUUUAUUUAUUUCUAACAACUCCAGAAGAAGACAAAAAAUCGGCAAUUUAUCGAAUUUAUAAAUGGAUUUUUGUUUAUAUUCUAAUCACCACACUAUGCUCUUUGAGUUCCUAUGCAAUUGCAAUUUAUUCAGUUUUCUAUCCAAAUCUAUGGGUUUUUCUUGUUUCAAUGAUUCUUCUCGCGCCAAUUUUUUUUCCGAAACCGGAUUUUUGGUAUUGAUUGCGAUUCAGAGAUUCAUUAUAAUCUCGGAUAUUCAAAUAUUGGUCAAAUUUGUUCAAGGAAAAUGGCUAAUUCUUCUUCUUAUUCUCAAUUAUUUUCAAAUUGUUUCUCCUGUUAUUUCGAGAUUGACGGGGAUAUUCAAGUACUUAUUUUCUCAAUUCACGUUGACAAGAAAACCGGAGAAAAAACGAGAAAAAUAUUUUUUUGAAAAAAAAUUAUAUACCGUAGUUCUUUCGUCGCGACGAGACCCUGUGUGUUUCAGUUGUUGCGCCUUUCAAAAACUACGGUAUUUUUUGUUUUUUUUUUCCCGGAUUUUUGUGGUUUUUGAUAUUUCACUGUAUUUUUUCUUGCAAUUCGAGGGAGACGCAGACUUUAACGUGUGCAGACAAAUCUCUCGUCGAAAAAGGGAGAGAAAUAGUGUGUGGCAGACACACAUCGUGUCGAGACCAGCGACUGUCUGCGUCUCCUCGGAAUUGCAUUUUUCUAUUAGAAAAAAACACAGUGAUUUCUGCACGAAAAAGGGAGAAAUCGAUUGGAUUUUCACGUUUAUGCAAAAACUCCGCCCACUUUUUUUUUGAAUUUCCCUAGCUAAAUAGUGAUUCUCUCAGCCUUUCUGAAUAGGUUUUCUCAACGUUUUGAGAAAAUAAGCUGAAUAUCUCCAUUAUUUAGCUGUGUUCCUGAUGUAUGCCCAAUUUAUCAACUAAUUACAAAUCGUACUUCAUCUUGUGAUAGUACAGAUUAUUCAUAUGACACACUUCUACACUUCUACAUUCUUCCUGAACCAUUCUGUUUAUCAAUCGCAUUAUUAUUGUUCAUUCUAACACUUCUCAAAAUCCAUCAAAACCGUCACAUUUUAUCAGAGACUCGAAAAAAAGCCGAGUUAUCGAUUAUCUAUCAGAAUUUACCCUUUAUCUUCUCUUUCAUUUCAAAAUAUAGUGCCGCUUUGGUGAUUUAUUUGAUUCGCGUUGAAAAUGAUGGUCGAGAUGAGGUUUUCAAGAGUUUUGUGUGCAAUGAUCUGACAACUAUCAAUUUUAUUUUUCCAAUUACAUAUACAGUUGCCAAUUUUCAACGACUUAGGGUGUUAUUUGCUAAAUGUUGUUGUUGUUUUGGAAGAGGAAAUCGAAUAAGUGAUCAUUCUUUGCAAUAUAUGAGUACAACAGGAGAAGCUCCUCUUCAUUCUCCAAAUAAUUAA
This is a messenger RNA of Caenorhabditis angaria, 1426 nucleotides long. The record is from the annotation of a GenBank genome assembly. Lineage: Eukaryota; Metazoa; Nematoda; Chromadorea; Rhabditida; Rhabditidae.